Molecule: messenger RNA, 1858 nt
Organism: Zootermopsis nevadensis
Lineage: Eukaryota; Metazoa; Arthropoda; Insecta; Blattodea; Termopsidae
Source: RefSeq, a predicted model, not a curated record
AUUAUAUCAAUUUUUCAUGUUCAUUUAUGUUGCAUUAAAUUCAAAAUUUUUAAUAUGAACUACAAAUAUUUGCAUUUGAAUAAAACUACCAGUCAAGUUCAUAUUUCCUCAAGGACAACUGUGACGAUUGAACAGGACUGUACUUAUCAGAUAACAGUGACAUGAUUACAUUAAUGUACACACACUCUUUGUUGUUGAAAAUAGCAAUAUAACUUUCCUUUUAUCAAAUGUGACCUUGCCAGUUGCCAAGUAAACACAUAUAGUCUGUGUUCACAUAACAUCAGAAUUAAUCACACAUAAGUGAUAAAGUUGAAAAGCAGCUCUCCUAGAUUUCAGCUUACAAUAUAAUACUGUAACUAUCUAGUCUACGACACACUUCUACAAGCGAUUCAGAGCUCAGCUCUUUCCACAAUAACGAAAGCAGAUUGUUGAUGGCAGUAAUGUAACACAACAAUGCCGAGUAAACAGAUGACGCAACAUAGUUCUUAGGUAUUCCCAUUUGGAUACAUGCCAUGGGUCCCCACGUGGCUGUGAUUGGAGCUGGGAUUAUUGGACUGAGUACAGCUGUAUUAGCUCAAGAGAAAAUUCCAGGACUGCAAGUGACCAUCAUCUCCGAUCACUUCAGCCCUCAGACCACAGGUGAUGGCUCUGCUGGACUCUGGCUGCCAUACUGUCUCAAACAAACACCUCAAAGCGACAUUCUACACUGGUCCAGCAAGACGUAUAAUCACAUGCUGAAUUUAUGGAAAAGCCCUGAAGCAGGAGAUGUUGGAGUAUCACUGAUUCCUUACUAUAAACUAACAAAGAAGGCAGGAGGAGCAGAUAUGGAACAGCCAGAAUGGACCAAAGUUCCAGUAGCACAUCAUAUUAUUAGCAGCCACCAAGCGCAGAAAUUAUCAUCGGACAAUGAUUCCAAACUCACAGGCGGUGUACAUUUCAUCUCGUUUACACUUGAGCCAUCAUACUUUCUGCCGUACCUGUUAAAGAAGUUUAAGCUUAAUGGAGGGAAGGUGUUGCAUCGUAAGGUGGAGAACCUCCACGACCUCUGUGGGCAACAAUAUGACGUUGUGAUAAACUGCAGUGGUGUGCAAGCACGCAACCUAGUAGGUGACAAUUCAGUUCAGCCAGUGAGAGGCCAGGUUUUAAGGGUGAAAGCACCAUGGGUGUUCCACGCAGUUUUAGAAGACAAAGACGAAGGAAAUUACAUUAUACCAAAUGAAGAGUAUGUGGUUCUUGGUGGAACACAACAGGAAGGAAACUGGAACACAAAACCGGAUCCAACCGAUUCAAUAGCCAUUCAUAAAGGAUGCUGCAAACUUAUUCCAGGGCUGAAAGAAGCUGUGAUCAUGAAAGAAUGGGCUGGUCUUCGUCCUGGCAGACCCAAAGUGCGUCUUGAAAGGGAAUGCAUAAGUGACGAGUAUGGAAACGCAUUAGAGGUAAUCCAUAAUUAUGGCCAUGGAGGAAGCGGAGUCACACUCAGUUGGGGGUGUGCCCAUGAUGUAGCAGAAAUUCUACAAGAUGUUCUCUACAAUCACCCUUCUUCAGUGAAGCUUAGCUCUAAACUGUGACCAUUAUUUUUGGAUGUUAUUUCAGGAUUUGAGGUUUUCACAGCAGUGAAGAUAAUGAUAAUAUUCUUCUGGGUUUUGGCACUGUGUAAAAUCAUCAUUAGAUGCCAACAUUUUGGAGAAACAUAUUUUCUCCACUUUCAGGGCUGAAGCAAUGAUGCUAUAAAGUUUUAAACACAAUAUCGUUGGCAUUUCGUUUGUACUUGGUUUGCCAUGAUGAGUUUAGGGAUACAGUUCUGAUUCUGAUUUAAAUGUAAUUUUUUAUACAAAUAUAAUAUGUGCAGGAAUGGGUA